CCCACCACUCCGGGAUAAUAAUCAUCCAGCCCUUAUUGAGAUAGACGUCUUGCAAGACAGUCCCUUCCUUAGACAUCACUUUCAUCACAAUACCCCUUAGCACUCAAAUAACAAAUUCCUCCUCAGACUAGUGUCAAUAUGAAGCAAUGGACUACAUUAAUGGAUGGUAUUGAUAACCUCAAGUUGGAAACAACACCAACCCCAGCAGAACUAAAAGAAAAUGAAGUACUGGUGAGAAUCAAUUGCGUGUCGCUUAACAACCGCGAUCUUCAACUGAUCACCGGAGCAUUCAAAAACCGAUACGGCUCUCCAGCGAACGCCAUAGUCCCAUGCUCCGACGCGAGCGGCACCAUCGUUCGUAUCGGCGGAUCGACAGCCGGAUUACUUUGGAAAGAAGGCGACCGAGUCUUUAGCUUGGCGCGCUCAAACCACUUGACGGGACCUAUGCACCCAGAACAUGCAGCAGCCGGCAUCGGAAUCCCGUUGCCAGGGGUAUUGGCUCAGUAUCGUGUCUUUCCAGCAGCAGGCCUCGUCCGAACACCCAGCCACAUGUCUGACGAAGAGGCAUGCACGCUCACCAUCGCUGCUAUCACGGCGUGGAUGGCAUUAAACUGGGAUCAGCCCAUUAACUCACCGAGACGCGGGGAAGAUGUAUUCAUUUGUCUCCAGGGGACUGGCGGAGUCUCGAUCGCCGCACUGCAGCAGGCACAUGCACUUGGCUUAACCACGAUCGUGACCUCUUCCUCGAACUCCAAACUCGAGAAAGCAAGGGCACUUGGCGCAAACUAUGUCAUCAACUACAAGACAAACCCCAACUGGGACAACGAGGUGUUGCGCCUCACUAAUGGUCGUGGAGCAGACGUCAUUGUCGAGACCGGUGGUCCGGGGACGAUGAACAAGAGUCUAUGCUGCGUUGCACAUGGCGGUACGGUCAGCGCUGUCGGAAUCUUGACCGGGCUGAUGGAGGAAGGAGGCGAGAAUCAAAUCGCAGUAGGCAUGCGCCUUAUUCAGCGCAAUGCCAGUCUGAAGGGUAUAAACAUUGGCCCGCGAGACCGUGUCGAGGAAAUGAUGAGACUCGUGUAUGAGGAGAACUCCGUGCGUCCGAUUGUUGAUCGGAUCUUUGGCUUUGCCGAUGUGAAAGCAGCAUUAGAACACUUGCAGAUGGGCUCACAUCUCGGGAAAGUCGUAAUUAGAGUUGGCGAUGAUUGAAUUGAAAGUCUUAAUUACUGGUUACAUGAUAUCAUAUAUUCCAUAAGAACGACCCAUCACGAACCAUUAUCUGAACAUGGGGAGAUGUUCAAUUUGGUUAUGGUGAGCCCCUUUUCGCGCCGCUGUUAGGUCAUUAGUGGCCGUCGCGAGACUCCUUGAAACGGCUGUCAGCUUGGUGCCCCUCUCACCUGAAAUGCAAUUUACAAUGACC
Molecule: messenger RNA, 1420 nt
Organism: Xylaria bambusicola
Lineage: Eukaryota; Fungi; Ascomycota; Sordariomycetes; Xylariales; Xylariaceae
Product: putative alcohol dehydrogenase
Exons: 3
Coding region: 139-1209 (356 amino acids)
Molecular function (GO): oxidoreductase activity
Source: RefSeq, a predicted model, not a curated record